UUCAGCGUGAGCCAGGAUUCCUUUCAGAGAAUCACAGCAGCGGUCCAGGGGCUGAAAGACAGGCAGGAAGUGAAGGCAAGCUCUUACCUGCACCCUGACAACUUUUUUCAGCGGCAGAUCAGCAAGGCAAUAUAUAAAUACACCUUCCUACCCAAAAGAAAAGCGGGGGGAAAGAAUACAGAACUUCCAAUCUCUGCCUGCGUGCAAGAUUAAUUUACUUUUUGGAGAAACUGCUUAUUAAGAACUUAGAAACCUUUGCAGGUGUGAAACAGAAUCCGAUCCUUAAACAACAUGACGACCCAAAUAGACACUAGCAUACAUUACAACUAUGAGUAUGAAGAGGAUGAGUAUAUGAACCAAGAAGACGAAUGGGACAGGGACCUGCUCCUGGACCCUGCUUGGGAGAAACAGCAAAGGAAGACAUUUACAGCCUGGUGCAAUUCCCACCUACGGAAAGCAGGCACGCAGAUUGAGAACAUUGAAGAAGAUUUCAGGAAUGGCCUUAAACUGAUGUUGCUCUUGGAAGUCAUUUCAGGGGAAAGACUUCCGAAACCAGACAGAGGGAAGAUGCGUUUCCACAAAAUUGCAAAUGUCAACAAAGCCCUGGAUUUUAUCUCCAGCAAAGGUGUGAAGCUUGUCUCCAUUGGUGCAGAAGAAAUUGUAGACGGCAAUGUAAAAAUGACCCUGGGUAUGAUCUGGACCAUCAUCCUUCGUUUUGCUAUUCAAGAUAUUUCAGUAGAAGAGACAUCUGCAAAGGAAGGGCUGCUGCUGUGGUGUCAAAGAAAAACGGCACCUUACAGAAAUGUGAACAUUCAAAACUUUCAUCUUAGCUGGAAAGACGGCCUUGGCCUCUGUGCGCUGAUCCAUAGACAUCGACCUGAUCUUAUUGACUACUCCAAGCUAUCUAAGGAUGACCCACUGGGGAAUAUAAACCUUGCCAUGGACGUUGCUGAAAAAUAUUUGGAUAUCCCAAAGAUGUUGGAUGCAGAAGAUAUCGUGAAUACCCCCAAGCCCGAUGAGAGAGCUAUCAUGACUUAUGUUUCCUGCUUCUACCACGCUUUUGCUGGAGCAGAGCAGGCAGAAACAGCAGCUAAUCGGAUUUGUAAGGUGCUUGCUGUGAACCAAGAAAAUGAAAAGUUGAUGGAAGAAUAUGAAAGGCUAGCAAGUGAGCUUUUGGAAUGGAUUCGUCGCACAACUCCUUGGCUAGAAAACAGGACUCCAGAGCAGACUAUGGCAGCUAUGCAGAAGAAGCUGGAGGACUUCCGAGAUUAUCGCCGAAAGCACAAGCCUCCUAAGGUCCAAGAAAAAUGCCAGCUGGAGAUCAAUUUCAAUACGUUGCAAACCAAGCUGAGGAUCAGCAACAGGCCAGCUUUCAUGCCUUCAGAAGGGAAGAUGGUUUCGGAUAUUGCCAGCGCUUGGCAAAGACUUGAACAAGCAGAGAAGGGCUAUGAGGAAUGGCUGCUGAAUGAAAUACGGAGGCUUGAACGACUCGAACACCUGGCUGCCAAAUUUAGGCAAAAGGCUUCUUCACACGAAACCUGGUCAUACGGCAAAGAGCAGAUUCUGCAGCAGAGGGAUUACGAAGCUGCUUCUCUGACAGAGAUCCGUGCUUUGUUGAGGAAACAUGAAGCUUUCGAGAGCGACUUGGCCGCUCACCAGGACAGGGUGGAACAGAUCGCUGCCAUUGCCCAGGAGCUGAAUGAACUGGACUACCAUGAUGCUGCAAGUGUUAAUGAUCGAUGCCAGAAGAUAUGUGAUCAGUGGGACAGACUGGGAACACUCACUCAGAAAAGGAGGGAAGCCUUGGAGAGGACAGAGAAACUGUUGGAAACAAUUGAUCAGCUUCACCUGGAGUUUGCCAAGAGAGCAGCUCCGUUCAACAACUGGAUGGAAGGUGCAAUGGAAGACUUGCAAGACAUGUUUAUUGUUCAUACUAUAGAGGAGAUCCAGAGUUUAAUCACUGCCCAUGAGCAGUUUAAGGCCACUUUACCUGAGGCAGAUGGUGAAAGGCAAGCAAUCCUAUCAAUCCACAAUGAAGUGGAGAAAGUGAUCCAGAGUUACAGCCUCAGAAUAAGUGCCAACAAUCCUUACAGCACAGUCACUCUGGAGGAGAUCCGUACCAAAUGGGAAAAGGUAAAACAACUUGUGCCUGUAAGGGAUCAGUCGCUGCAAGAGGAGCUGGCCCGCCAGCAUGCAAAUGAGCGCAUGCGCCGCCAGUUUGCCGCUCAGGCCAAUGUCAUUGGGCCCUGGAUUCAAAGCAAGAUGGAGGAGAUUGCCCGAACCUCUGUUGAUAUAACAGGGCCAUUAGAGGACCAGAUGAAUCAAUUAAAGCAGCAUGAGCACAAUAUUAUCAACUACAAACUUAAUAUUGACAAACUUGAAGGAGAUCAUCAACUGAUACAAGAAGCCCUGGUGUUCGAUAAUAAGCAUACUAAUUAUACAAUGGAGCAUAUCCGUGUUGGAUGGGAGCUGUUACUGACCACUGUUGCCCGAACUAUCAAUGAAGUUGAGAAUCAGAUCCUUACAAGAGAUGCCAAAGGAAUCACCCAGAAACAAAUGAAUGAAUUCAGGGCAUCAUUUAAUCACUUUGACAGGAAGAAGAAUGGGCUUAUGGACCACGAGGAUUUCAGAGCCUGCUUAAUUUCAAUGGGUUAUGAUUUGGGUGAAGCAGAGUUUGCCCGAAUCAUGUCCUUAGUUGACCCCAAUGGUCAGGGAACUGUUUCCUUCCAAUCUUUUAUUGACUUCAUGACCAGAGAGACUGCAGAUACUGACACUGCUGAACAAGUUAUUGCUUCUUUCAGGAUCCUAGCUUCAGAUAAGCCUUAUAUCCUUGCUGACGAGUUGCUGCGAGAACUGCCCCCUGAACAAGCUCAGUACUGCAUCAAGAGAAUGCCAGCCUACAAGGGCCCAGGUUCUGUGUCCGGAGCUCUGGAUUAUACCUCGUUUUCAUCAGCAUUGUAUGGUGAAAGUGACCUGUAACCAGUGUGAACAUGGAUUAUUCGCAAAUGUCUGCUAUGGAUUAUUCACACCAGCUAUCUGGUCACUGUGAGCAAUUGAAACUAAAAUAUAUAAUAUAUAAUUUUUCAGUUUGCUCUUUGAAAAAAUUGGCAAGCUGACUUCAAAAUAAAUUUCUUGAGCUUAGCAGGUUCAUUCAGUAAGUAACUAUACCAUAUAACAUGUGUGGCUUUGAUAGGUUUUUAUGUUGUUUGUAUUUACUUUGUCAGCGUUAUGCAGUUACAGACUGCAAUGGCCCAGUGCCUGACCUGGUUGUUGUUGUUUUAACUGGGGCAGGGGCAGGGGACACACAUAAGAAAUAUUUCUCUCAGUGUCAAGUUAGGAAGCCUCAAGAAAAAUGAAAUAUCUAAACCUUUUGAAAAUCAAACCCAACACAGCUUUAAUAUUCAUGAAAUGUUUUCCGUAAGGAUUCUUCACACUUUAUGCAAACCUCCUGCGAUCUCCCUACAGUUAUCUCCUUUUUGCUUUCAUGCCAAGGUAAUGCUUUCAUCUACAGAUGCCAGAUUUUGUAUGCUUCUGCAGGUGGAGUUGCGUCUACAGUAGAAACAAGAAAAUGAAUUAAACAAAAAAUAUUUCUAGUAUCAUAUGAAACAUUUAUUUUUUUAAUGUGAAACUCUAAUUUGAAUCUCAGUUCGGCUUUUUGUUAGCAUAGCAUAAUGGAACCUCAGGUGUUUAUCGGCAACAGGCUGAUGAUAAUGUAUAACCACAGCCUUAAAAGCAAUACCUGGCUUUUAACUUGGCAACUGAAAGGGCACAAAAUUGAUAUUAGGGUAUUAGAAGGAAGCUCUAUAUGUCUGUGUUAAACAAGUUUGCUCUCUGCCGUAUUCAUUGUUCUGCUGCUUUUGGUGUUGAUUAAUACUGAAUGUCCAUUUUUAGUACAGCUAUGCAAUUUGUGUGGUCAUUUAUUAACUAUUUUCAUCUCAACAGCCUGUAGAGCAAUAAACCUUUUUACUUGAAGCCUAGCAGUCACAGCAAAAACAAAAACAAAAACAAUGCAAGCAAAUGGAAAUAUUCACAGAUGGCAACAAAAUCUGUACAAUCCAGUACUAUUAAAACGUGCCUACUAAAUAAAGUCAGUUUUUCAAACCUUAA
Elgaria multicarinata webbii is the source of this 4107-nucleotide messenger RNA. RefSeq names its product actinin alpha 2 (gene ACTN2). Bases 292 to 2979 code for a protein of 895 amino acids. Gene Ontology annotation, biological process: actin cytoskeleton organization; muscle cell development. Gene Ontology annotation, cellular component: cortical actin cytoskeleton; cell projection; plasma membrane. The transcript has 21 exons. Gene Ontology annotation, molecular function: actin filament binding; calcium ion binding. Lineage: Eukaryota; Metazoa; Chordata; Lepidosauria; Squamata; Anguidae. The record is from RefSeq and is a predicted model, not a curated record.